Molecule: messenger RNA, 1542 nt
Organism: Ctenocephalides felis (cat flea)
Lineage: Eukaryota; Metazoa; Arthropoda; Insecta; Siphonaptera; Pulicidae
Product: adenosine deaminase 2-like
Exons: 4
Coding region: 1-1542 (513 amino acids)
Biological process (GO): inosine biosynthetic process; adenosine catabolic process
Molecular function (GO): adenosine deaminase activity
Source: RefSeq, a predicted model, not a curated record
AUGGCAUUAGGGACACAAAUACAACCUUCAAAGUAUGUACAAGAUUUUACAGAAAAGCGAGAGCAACUUUUAGAAAAAGAAGCACGUUUAUCUUUAGGAGGAUCCUUAAAAUUAACACCUCAAGAAGAAACUGCAAACAGAUUUUUGAUGAAACAUAAAUCUGACGAACUUGAUAAAGGGUUUAAAGAUAUCAGCGAUUUUCUACCAGCUGCAAGUUUUUUGAAAAUAUCCAAAGACAUGGAAAAACGUCCUGUGUUCAAAUUGUUGCAAAAGUUGCCUAAAGGUGCAGUUUUACAUGGACACGAUACAGCUCUUGUGAGUGCCAAAUAUAUUGUAGAAAAUAUUACCUACAGAGAUAAUUUGUACUUAAAGUUUGAUAAAAAUGAAGUAUCGGAGAUGAGAUUUUUUAAGCAAAAACCCGAAGACAACAAGUGGAAAAGUGCUAAAGAUAUUAGACGCCAAAAAGGUAAAAAUUAUAACAAUUGGAUGACAAAAGAAGUUACCUUGCACGAUCAGUAUGUAGGUUUGAGUGUCAACGAUGUUUGGACAAAGUUUAUAGGCUUGUUUAUCAAAAUUACACCAAUGUUGACGUAUUUACCAGUCUGGAAAGAUCAUUUUUACCAAACCCUAAAAGAAUUUUAUGAUGACAAUGUUAGUUAUUUGGAAUUUCGAGGAACUUUACCAGAAUUGUAUGAACUUAAUGGAACGACUUUGAACGAAAUUGAUGCUUGUGGUGUGUACGUCGAAGUUUUGGCAAAAUUUAAAAAAGAAUACGUGAAACAUGACCGAUUUUUUGAUGCCAAAUUCAUCUACGCUCCUUUGAGAUUCGUGAAUGAAUCUGAGUUCCAAAAUUAUAUGAGGAUUGCACAAAAGUUGAAGGAAAAGUAUCCUGAUUUCAUUGCUGGUUUUGAUCUGGUCGGUCAAGAAGAUCUAGGACAACCUUUGCAAAAAUUUACACAAGGACUUUUGGAUUUAAAAAAAGCAAAUUUAGACUUGUUCUUCCAUGCUGGUGAAACCAAAUGGAGUGGUUCGUCUACUGAUAAAAAUUUAGUAGAUGCUGUACUUUUGGGUACGAAACGUAUCGGACAUGGAUAUGCCAUCACAAAACACCCGAAGGUUUUGCAAAUGGUGAAAAACCAAAACAUAGGCAUAGAAAUCUGUCCAAUUUCGAACCAAGUUUUGGGUUUGGUUGGAGAUUUGAGAAACCAUCCUUUGGCAUCUUUAAUUAUGAAUGAAUAUCCUGUUGUUAUAAGUUCUGAUGAUCCUGGACUUUGGGGAGCAACUGGUGUCACUUAUGAUUGGUAUGAGACUUUUGUGGGAAUUGCGUCAAGAGAUCAGGAUUUGCGUUUGUUGAAAAAGUUGGCAUUGAAUUCUAUAGAACAAACUUCUUUGGAUAAAACUAGGAAAAAAGAGUUAUUUGAAGACUGCUACCAUCCUGCAGCCCGACGCAGUAUACAGAAGUGUGCAGAUGCGUCACUUUUGUCAGGCCAUAUAAAAUUGUACUGUCAUAAAAUUUUGGUUUACGUUAUUAUUGUCGACUAA